Miscanthus lutarioriparius is the source of this 192-nucleotide messenger RNA. The record is from the annotation of a GenBank genome assembly. NCBI's taxonomy places the organism in Eukaryota, Viridiplantae, Streptophyta, Magnoliopsida, Poales, Poaceae.
AUGUGGGCUCACGUGAAGACACGCGGACUGAAUGAGAUCUCGGAGAUGGCCCAAGACAAUGCAAGUCGAAGAGAUGCAUUAUGGAGGAAUGCUCUUUUUGGGGAUCCAGAAGGCGAUUCGGAUAUGGAGGCUGAGGAGGAUGAUCCUAGCGAUCCAGAGGGUUUCACCCAAGAAGCCCUGAAUGCAAAAUAA